AUAUAAAUGAUAUAAAAGGCUACAGAUGAAAGGGGAAAGUAUCUUCAAUCUUGAACCUAGGGGAAAUGGUUGUUGCUUGCUAGCGUUCACAAGCACCGCGUUAGYAACAAAAUAGCCUAAACGUUUCCUUGAAAAUGUCUAAAAUGCAGCUGUUGCAGGUUUAUCUAAACGAGCGGUUAACAGCGGUGGCUGUUGAGAUAUUUGGGGCYGUGGAAAAUACCAUAGGAGRGUACCAGGAAGAAAUCUCCCGUUCAAAUGAGGAGAUCGAACGUCUACGGAGGCUGCUGGAUUUGGUUUUCCAACCCGACAUAAAGCUACAGAGAGCAGACCCCCAGCAGCUCAUUCUCCCUGUCCCUGAAGAGGAGGUUCCCACUGAGCAGCAGCACUGUGAGCAGGAGUGGAGCCCCAGUCUGGUCCAGGAGGACCCAGAGCCCACUCCGAUUAAAGAGGAACAGGAGGAGUUUGGGACCAGUCAGGAGGAAGAGCAGCUUCAGGGGCUGGAGUCUGAUACCAAAGAGUUCAUAUUCAUUUCUACCUGUGUGAAAAGGGACUGUGAUCAGAACCCAUCCCAGUCCUCACAUCUUUACCAAAUCCAUACUGUGGAGAACAGAGUGAAGGACUCUCUACCCACCAAAACAAUUGAACAAGACAUCAAAACAGAACAUGGAGAGGGCUACGGAGAAUCCGAACCAAACAAUGAAUUACAGCCCCUCUCUCCAGUAAAUUCAGACUGUUCUGCAGCUCAGAUUGGGAACGAUGAAAGUGACAAUGGUGUGGAUGGUGGAGGACUAAUGUCAGGGUUACAGCCACUCAAAUCAAAGAGAACAUGGACGAAGAAAGGACAAAGCUCUAAGACCAGGGAAGCCAGUGAGUUGAAAGUUCCAUUGAGGGCGGCUCACUCAGGGGAGAGACCACACAGGUGUCCUGUCUGCAGGAAAUGCUUUCUGAAAAGUAGCAUUUUAAAAACCCAUCAGAGAAUUCACUCUGGCAUGAAACCAUAUUGCUGUAAUGUAUGUGGCAAAAGUUUCAGAGAAAAGGGAACCUUGACAGAACAUACGAGAAGUCACACUGGGGAGAAACCAUAUCAGUGCAAAGAUUGUGGCAAAUGCUUCAUCCGGAUUAGAAACCUGACAGACCAUAUGAGGAUACAUACUGGAGAGAAACCGUAUCAGUGCAGUGAUUGUGGCAAGUGCUUCAGUCAGAAGAAAACCCUGACCAUACAUAUGAGGACAUACACUGGAGAGAAACCGUAUCCGUGCAAAGAAUGUGGCAAAUGCUUCAGCCAGAUGAAAAGCCUGAAAGGCCAUAUUAGGAUUCACACAGGUGAGAUGCACCAUCAGAUGAGAGACCAUAUAAGUGCCCCAUGUGUGUAGAAUGCUUCAGAUCAGCAAGUCAUCUAAAAUGGCACCAGCGAAGACAUCACACAGGAGAGAAACCACGUUGCUGACUUUGUGGUAAAUGCUUCACUUGU
Molecule: messenger RNA, 1471 nt
Organism: Salvelinus sp. IW2-2015
Lineage: Eukaryota; Metazoa; Chordata; Actinopteri; Salmoniformes; Salmonidae
Source: RefSeq, a predicted model, not a curated record